AUGAACUCAAGAGUCUACCGAAAGUGCAACGUCGCAAGCACCAGCACCCUGAACCUUGGCCGUCCUCGUUCACCCAGACCGACGACCUAUCGUGCGCGCAUUAUCGCUUCGGACCAAGCGAUAGGCCGGUUAGAUUGCUCAACCGGAUCGACUCGUCUUUCGAACGAGUGGUGGGAUUCUCGUGGGGCCAGACCCCACGAUGAGAUGCAUGCCAAAUAUUAUGGAGUGCAAGGCCGGCCCUCGUCAAAGGGUCGACAUCCCGGUCGUCAGUCAGAGUUGGCUCAAAAGCCUACCCAGAUAUUUGCACGUGGUAUAAUAGUUACACACAGCAGUGCACAGCAGCAUACACAACCGCAUGGGCGGGAUGGACAUCCAAGGCCCAAAGGCAAGUCAAGCGACGAAGCAGCAGUACAGCAGGGCCUACCCCCGUAG
Messenger RNA from Rhizoctonia solani, 432 nucleotides. RefSeq lists its product as uncharacterized. The record is from RefSeq and is a predicted model, not a curated record. Lineage: Eukaryota; Fungi; Basidiomycota; Agaricomycetes; Cantharellales; Ceratobasidiaceae. The coding region runs from base 1 to 432 and encodes 143 amino acids. The transcript has a single exon.